AAAAAUGGGACUUGCACUGCUGUGGUCCGCCUUCAGGGUACAAUGAUGCAUGGGAGUCAUUUCGGGCACCUAACAUAACAGGAUAAUCCUUUACCAGUAAGACCGCUGUAUUUUCGUGCGAUCAAAAAAACAAAAAAAAAUAAUGGAGAGUGAAGUCCUUCGGUUGUUGAUUAUGUAACGUUUUGGGCCGACAAAUUAAGGUUAAAAUUCGAUUUGAUUCCGAGAUGGAUACUCCGGAAACUUCUACACGAGUCUCACGCUGGAAGGCAUUUUGUCAAACGAGCGACAUUUCCUGGCCAACUUACGUGCUGAUUUGUUUGUUCGGUAUGGGUUCGUGGAUAGCUGUCAAUGGUCUUUGGGUAGAAUUGCCAGUUAUAGUGAGAUAUGCCCCUGAACAAUGGAAUCUCCCAUCCUACCUCACCGUUAUAUUCCAGCUGGCAAAUAUCGGCCCGGUGAUCUACGCGCUGGGGAACCACUUUGCUCCUAAAAAAGUCCAGGAAAAAUGUACCAUCUUUUUCGUUGUCACUGUAGGCGCCGUGGCUUGUGCCUUGUUGGCAUUUUUCUGGGACGAAACAAGUAACAUUGGCGGUGAGAAACACAGCACAGUUCUUUUUAUACUGUCGUUUUGCGUGGCCAUAGUCGAUUGUACAUCGUCUGUUGUUUUCCUUACUUUCAUGUCUAUCUUCCCUUCGUUCUACAUGAGUGCCUUGUUUGUGGGUGAAACAAGCAGUGGAUUGCUUCCAGCUUUUGUAGCCUUGGGUCAGGGAAUUAACAGUAAAAGUGUUAACUGUAGCGCAAAUGCGACAGACGCUUCUUCUGGCAAUCAAACCACAAAGGAUGAUGACAGUGGAUUAAGGUUCUCCCCAAAGGAUUUUUUCUUUUUUCUGUUUGCAAUGAUGGUUGCUUGUGGGUUGGCUUUUUUUGCAUUGAACUAUUUACCAUUGGCUAGAAGACAGCAUGUGAGAGAAAGGCGCAGCGGUACAACUGUGGAGGAAAGUAACAGUGUAACUCGGCCACUUUGGGAUGAAUCUUCAAGAAGCGUCAUAUAUUCUUCAUCAACAAGCACCAGUACUCCUGAAGAUUUUUACAUGAAGGAUACACCAAAUUGCAGUCAGAAAUUCUCCUGGUGUGAAGCUCACAUUUUAUGUCUGUUGUGUAUUCAAGGUUGGAUUAACUGCUUGUCCAACGGUGUACUGCCGUCAAUAGCAACGUAUGCCAGUGAGCCUUAUGGUGAUAAGACAUAUCAUUUAGUUGCCACACUAUCCAACAUUGCAGGGGCUUUGACCUGUUUCGUCGCACUGUGGUUACCAUGCUCAUCAACCAAGGUGGUCAUUGUGUUAACCAGUGUUUUCACAAUUCUAAGCAGUUAUGUCAUUGCUCUCGCAUCCAUGAGUCCUACUCCACCUCUACAUGGUACAGCACUUGGAAGCUUCAUAGUAAUUGCUGUUAGUGUUGUCAGUAGCAUUUUGCUGAACUACACGAAACUAAUAAUCUCAAUCAUAAUGCGUGACCAUGGUAGACAGGCCCUGUUUUGGUGUGGAAUCUUUAUACAGACAGGAUCAUGUAUUGGGGCUCUGGUCAUGUUUCCGCUUGUAAACAUACUAAAGCUGUUCCGUCAACCAAACAGCUGCUAAGGAACAUUUCAUUAGUAUAAACAGUUAACGAACACAGUUAAGUUUUAAAAGGACAAACAAAACAGAUCUUUCAGUUUAAGUAAUGUUUUUUAAGGUGGCUUUUCUCAGGCAAUAUUUUUAUAGAGGGAGAGUUAUUUUUUAAUAGCAGAGACAAUUAGAAAUGAGAAGUACAAUUUGGAAGGAGCAUUUUGCACAGGUUAAAAAUGAGUGGCAUUUCUUGUUUGAAUCUUCUAGUUUUCAAAAACAAUCUGUAAGGUAGAGUACAAUCUCAGUUUUUAAAAACUAUGAUUGGUUUUAUGGUUUGUGGCUGUUCUGAUCACGUAAAUGAUAAUAAAUUGGAAUUGCCAUCUUCUCUUCUCAACCUCUUUAUUUCACCAGAACACCUUUUCUCUGUUGUUCCUCUGUUGUAAGCAAGUGGAAAACAGACUGACAAUAAAACACACCAUCUAGCAAGACAUUUGCAGUCAAAAGCAUGCAAAUUUCAUGGAUAUUAUCAACAGUUACCUGUCUUAGAAAGCUAUUUGCUUUAAAUAAUACACAUGUAAUGCUUUGAAGAGCAGAAGUUUGUAGUGAAGAUCAAAAUCAAAUUUCAAGAUAAUUUUUGACAAAGUGAUCAUGUUAUUAAUCAUUAAAAGAGCAAACAUGAUAGGGAAUACUACAUAGUUUGGAAGUCUGAUCUGAGCUCUGCUGGAAAAAAGUUCUUGUCUUUUAAAAGGCAUUAAAGUUUGCUUUCUGUAUAGAAGAGACAAGUUCUUGUAAAAUUAUUUCAAAUAAUUAUGGAUAAUUCAUGAUAAAUUAUUUGGAUAAAGUAAUUGGGAGCCCAAAGUUAAAUUAUGUACCAUUGGGUAGUUAUAAAUUAUGUUUGUAAAUUAUUUUGGGGGAUGGCAUGGCCUCUGCUCAGUUGUUUUUAGUUUUUCAUUAGUAAGUUAAUUUUGUUUUAUACAAGAGAUAAUCGGUGUCUGCAUGGUCUGUCGGUAACAUAUCUCAUGAUUUGUUGGUAACAAAUUGUAUUUCUUGAUAAAUAAAUGUAGUCAUUUCAGAGGUAAUAAUCAAGUACCCUUUUGUAGAAA
Molecule: messenger RNA, 2704 nt
Organism: Orbicella faveolata
Lineage: Eukaryota; Metazoa; Cnidaria; Anthozoa; Scleractinia; Merulinidae
Product: solute carrier family 52, riboflavin transporter, member 3-B-like
Biological process (GO): riboflavin transport
Cellular component (GO): plasma membrane
Molecular function (GO): riboflavin transmembrane transporter activity
Source: RefSeq, a predicted model, not a curated record